This is a messenger RNA of Cucumis sativus (cucumber), 1848 nucleotides long. Its product is annotated as soyasapogenol B glucuronide galactosyltransferase-like. Bases 445 to 1779 code for a protein of 444 amino acids. The transcript has 6 exons. Gene Ontology annotation, molecular function: UDP-glycosyltransferase activity. The record is from RefSeq and is a predicted model, not a curated record. Lineage: Eukaryota; Viridiplantae; Streptophyta; Magnoliopsida; Cucurbitales; Cucurbitaceae.
AACUUUACAGAUAACCUCCAUCGCAAACCAAUUUUCUCCAGAAUUUUCUUUUUCCGCCUCAGUGCACGCUGGUCUAACCUCUGAACCCUAAUACUGAUUUUCCUUUUCCUUUUCCUUUUCUUCUUCUCAUUAUCAGACGUUUGUGAAUUCUACGGCCUUUGUGAUUCAGGUGAGGAAAUUUUUUGUCUGUAUGGACAUCCUAAUGAAACAUGGGAAAUGGUUCUUCCAGUAGGCAGAGGUUCCACCGGAGCUUCUAGAGCCUGCACUUGGAAUUAAUUUUGCAACAGAUGGCAUGGACAGAAAAUAUUGGCGACCUCUUGUUGCUGUACAUGGUGAUUCCUGUUUGCUCUCUGUGGCUUUCUAUUUUGGAGCAAGACUUGACCGAAGCAAAAGGGUAACUGAAACAUUCAAAGCCUUGCUUUCGGCUUCCCUAGCUAAGCCACAAUGAUGUUUUUCUAUCCUUUGGGCACUGAGAAAAGGCAGAUGCUGCAAAUGAAGGGGGUACACCUUACAAGACAAUGUUUGAUGCUUUUGCAGAAAGCUACUUUCAGGAGUAUUAUAGAUGAUGAAAUAAACAUUAAAAUCCUAACAUUGAAAAAUCAAGCAAAAGGAGGAGAAAAAGUUUGCCGAGGUGUAGUUUAUAGGAAUCAUCAUUUCCUCAAUUUGACGCAGGUCGGUCUCUCUCCUGCUAUUCAAAAUCUUAGUACUGCCACAUCGAUGAAGAUGACCAAGGUUUUCCAAGCGUUUCUCAUGCUCCAACCCCAACUCGUAGACCUUAUCCACGAGAUGCAGCCAGAUUGUAUCGUUUCUGACGUCUUUUACCCAUGGACGAGUGAUGUGGCAGCCGAGCUCAGAAUCCCACGGCUUGCCUUCAACGGUUCAAGCUUCUUCAGUUAUUGUGCGGAACAAUGUAUAAAGGAGCAUAAGCCACAUCUUGAAGUUGAAUCCAACAAUGAAAAGUUCAAACUUCCGGGGUUGCCUGAUGUUAUUGAAAUGGUGAGAUCUGAGUUGCCAAGUUGGAUCACUAGACAUAAACCAGAUGGUUUCUCACAAUUGCUUGAUGUCAUUAGAGAAUCAGAGAAACGAUGCUAUGGAAUGUUGAUGAAUCGCUUUCAUGAAUUGGAAGCCUCAUAUGAAGAACACUUGAAUAAGAUUAUAGGGAUCAAAACAUGGAGCAUAGGGCCAGUAUCAUUGUUGGCAAACAAUGAAAUUGAAGAUAAAGAAUCAAGAGGUGGAAACCCCAACAUUCAAACCACCAACUUACUCCAAUGGCUCAAUGAGAAAGAACCAAAUUCAGUUCUCUACAUCAACUUCGGAAGCUUGAUUCAGAUGAGUCGUAACCAAAUAACCGAAAUAGCACAUGCGAUUCAAGAAUCCAGUCAAAGUUUCAUUUGGGUCAUAAAAAAGAACGACGAAGACAACGAUGACGACAUAGUAAACAAAGGGUUACAAAAAGGGUUUGAGGAGAGAAUGAGUAGAACCAAAAAGGGUUUGAUAAUAAAGGGAUGGGCUCCACAAUUGAUGAUAUUAGAGCACAAAAGUGUUGGAGGGUUUUUGACUCAUUGUGGUUGGAACUCAAUUCUUGAAGGAAUAAGUUCAGGCUUACCAAUGAUCACAUGGCCAUUGUUUGCUGAACAGUUUUACAAUGAGAAGUUGUUGAUUGAAGUGGUGAAGAUUGGAGUGGGAGUUGGGUCAAAGAAAUGGUGGCAUUUGGGAGAAGAACCAGAAAUUAUUAAGAGGGAAGAGAUUGGUAAGGCCAUAGCUUUUUUUGAUGGGUGAAAGUGUUGAAGCUUUGGAAAUGAGAGAGCUAAAGAAAUGGGAGAGGCUGCAAAAACAAGUGUGAAUUGU